AGGUGGUGCGCUCCGGGCGGGGCAGCGCCAUCUGGCCGCGCCUGGGACCUAGAGUUGCGCGGAGAGCAGGGCCUGGAGCUCGAGAUGCUGUCGCCGACGCCCCCGUUCCUCCGCGCGCUGCUGGCCCGCCCCUGGAGGUGGGUCGGGCUGCGGUGGAAGCACACCUCCUCCCUGAAGGUGGCCAACGAGCCAGUCUUGGCCUUCACACAGGGCAGCCCCGAGCGAGAUGCAUUACAGAAGGCCUUGAAGGACUUGAAGGGCCGGACAGAAGCCAUCCCUUGCGUGGUGGGGGACGAAGAGGUGUGGACCUCGGAUGUACAGUACCAGGUGUCGCCCUACAACCAUGGACACAAAGUGGCCAAGUUCUGCUAUGCAGACCAGGCCCUGCUCAGCAAAGCUAUUGAGGCAGCCUUGGCUGCCAGAAAAGAGUGGGACCUGAAGCCUGUCACAGACCGGGCCCAGAUCUUCCUGAAGGCCGCAGAUCUGCUGAGCGGGCCACGCAGAGCAGAGGUUCUGGCCAAGACCAUGGUGGGGCAGGGUAAGACAGUGAUGCAGGCGGAGAUCGAUGCUGCGGCUGAGCUCAUUGACUUCUUCCGAUUCAAUGCUAAGUUCGCCCUGGAGCUGGAGGGGGAGCAGCCCAUCAGCGUGCCGCCCAGCACCAACAGCGUGGUGUACCGGGGGCUGGAGGGCUUCGUGGCAGCCAUCUCCCCCUUUAACUUCACUGCGAUUGGUGGCAACCUCGCUGGGGCACCGGCCUUGAUGGGCAAUGUGGUCUUAUGGAAACCCAGUGACACUGCUAUGCUGGCCAGCUACGUUGUCUACCGUGUCCUCCGGGAAGCUGGCCUGCCCCCCAACAUCAUCCAGUUUGUGCCAGCUGAUGGGCCCACAUUUGGGAACACCGUCACCAGCUCAGAGUGCCUCUGCGGCAUCAAUUUCACAGGCAGUGUGCCCACCUUCAAACACCUGUGGAAGCAGGUAGCCCAGAACCUGGACCGGUUCCACACCUUCCCACGCCUGGCUGGAGAGUGUGGUGGGAAGAACUUCCACUUUGUGCAUGGCUCAGCCGACGUGGACAGCGUGGUAAGCGGGACCCUGCGCUCAGCCUUCGAGUACGGUGGCCAGAAGUGCUCAGCCUGCUCCCGCCUCUAUGUGCCGCACUCGCUGUGGCCGCAGAUCAAAGGGCGGCUGCUGGAGGAGCAUGGCAGGAUCAAAGUGGGCGACCCUGCAGAGGAUUUUGGGACCUUCUUCUCUGCAGUGAUUGAUGCCAAGUCCUUUGGCCGCAUCAAGAAGUGGCUGGAGCACGCCCGCUCCUCGCCCAGCCUCACCGUCCUGGCUGGAGGCAAGUGUGAUGACUCCGUGGGCUACUUCGUGGAGCCCUGCAUCAUCGAGAGCAAGGACCCUCGGGAGCCCAUCAUGAAGGAGGAGAUCUUUGGGCCCGUGCUGACCGUGUAUGUCUACCCAGAUGACAAGUACAAGGAGACUCUGCAGCUGGUCGACAGCACCACCAGCUAUGGCCUCACGGGGGCAGUGUUUGCCCAGGAUAAGGACAUUGUCCAGGAGGCUACAAAGAUGCUGAGAAAUGCUGCUGGCAACUUCUACAUCAAUGACAAGUCCACUGGCUCAGUGGUGGGCCAGCAGCCCUUUGGGGGGGCCCGCACCUCUGGAACCAAUGACAAGCCGGGGGGACCCCACUACAUCCUGCGGUGGACAUCGCCCCAGGUCAUCAAGGAGACCCACGCACCCCUGGGGGAUUGGCGCUACUCGUACAUGCAGUGAACUGUGCUCGCUCCUCUGCUGUCCACCUGUCUGUCCGUCCAGACGACUGACCUCUGGGCACUGGCCCCAUCCCAGCCCCUCCCCUCCCACUGGGACAGUCUUCUUUCCAGGGCCGAGGCCUCCACCCCUGACCCCUGCUGGCCUGUAUUCCGGCCUGUCCCACCCCUUGGAAUCAGGUGCCAGGCUCUGGUUUGAGACCAUGCUGGGGAGGAACAGGGACCACUACCCCUUAACCUGCUAGCUGGCCCAGAAAUUCCUACCCGGUAGGUGUGCCCUUUGGGCCCAGCUGCUUCUCCGUCUGUCCUUUUGUCUUUACACCACGGCCUGGUGGCUCAGGGGUCUGGGGAAUGGUGGCAGAGCAGCUACCAGGAUCCCUUGGGGAAGAGGGGGCAUCUCUGGGUCCCUUGGCAAGCCUCACCACCCACAGAGGCUCCUGGCCGUGGCCCUGGCUCCUCCAGGUCUCCAGGGUAAGGUGUGACCUGGGGUGGCCUGCAGGGCUGGUGAGUUACGGCUGCAGCAUGCCAGGGACACCAGCUGGCCUUGCCCUCUUGGGUCUGGGCUGCCCGCCUUCCUCACUAGCUCUUUGCCCAGGUUCACCUGAGCCAGUGGGCAUCUGUGCCUAACCAUAUGCCUUAGAUGGCCGUGUGCCUUUCUGCAGGGGGCUUGUGUUCAUGUGAGGCCCACAUGUUUCCUGGCCGUCUGCAGAUGCUGGGCUGGGGGACCAUUGGAAGCCCCUCCAAGGUGUGGGAUGUGGUCCUUCCCGUUGGGGCUGUGGUUUUGAAAAAGCUCAGGUGGGUCUGCACGCUAGUCAGCCUCCUCUUAGCUGGUCCUGCUGCUAGUGAGGGCCACUCUCAGAGUCUGUUGGCCCGGGGUUCUCCUGUAGGAGCUCAGUUCCUUCUGGCUGUGGUAAAGAGGCCUGGUGGGACUUUGCUCCCACCUUUCCCACCCACCGAGACCUAGUCCUGGGUCCCCUUGUAGCCUGGGCCAAGGGUUGCCUGUAGAGUCUUCCCUCCUUUGUGCCCACAGGGCUCUCUUGGAUUGGCCCCUAGGUGGCCUGUUCUCUGUUUGACGCAGCCAAUUGGUGGACAGUCGCAAAUACCUGCUGAUUAGAUUCUGGGUGGCCAGGGAUCUAUGAGGGGUGUCUUUGGAGGGCAGUUCUUGGGCCCUAAAAGUGCUGAGCCCUCCUAAGAAUGGCCCCAUGGGGCUGGUGUGGCUAUUCCCCAAGUGCCGUGAUUUCAAACAGGCCCGUGGUUGGGGGCAGGUGCCAGUGCUGCCCAGCCUGGGCAUGGGCCCUGCUUCCUGCAGGGUCUGCAGUGCUUCUGUGGGAGGCCAGGGCAGCCAGCUGGGGGGCUGGCCGUGUUUGUGGUUCUACACUGUGAGGUGGCAGUGGGAUUCACCUGAUGCCACACAAUAAAAAUGCUUUUCCUUAAA
Molecule: messenger RNA, 3207 nt
Organism: Manis javanica (Malayan pangolin)
Lineage: Eukaryota; Metazoa; Chordata; Mammalia; Pholidota; Manidae
Gene: ALDH4A1
Product: aldehyde dehydrogenase 4 family member A1
Molecular function (GO): L-glutamate gamma-semialdehyde dehydrogenase (NAD+) activity
Source: RefSeq, a predicted model, not a curated record